Messenger RNA from Lottia gigantea (owl limpet), 441 nucleotides. RefSeq lists its product as hypothetical. The record is from RefSeq and is a predicted model, not a curated record. The transcript has 10 exons. The coding region runs from base 1 to 441 and encodes 146 amino acids. Lineage: Eukaryota; Metazoa; Mollusca; Gastropoda; Lottiidae.
AUGUGGAAGUUGUCUUUAAUCUUUGUUGCUGUUACCUGUGUCAGCAUACAACUGGCGUAUGAUUCAACAUCACCUACAAUGCCACCACGGCCAGUUGACAAUAGUCCACCACCAUCUACCACUGGCAUAGUGCCAAACAAAGAAGAUAGCACAGCUGCAUCUAUGGGCUCGACAACAGGCGCCCAAGGUGGCAAUGGUGCAACCACGGGUUCGGUACCAAGCAACCCAGGUGGCAAUGGUGCAACCACGGGUUCGGCACAAAGCAACCCAGGUGGCAACGGUGCAAGUACGGCAAGCAAUGCAGGUGGCAAUGGUGAAUCUACUGGCUCGACAGCAAGCAACGCAGGUGGCGAUGGGGCACCUACCGGACAGACACCAAGCAGCGCAGAUUCAAGUUCACUGACGGAGGAAAAAGCGGGUAUGUAUCGAAUGUUGUUCUAA